AUGUCCACAAGCCCUUCUCCCUCCGCUGCUGGCGACACCAAGCAGUCUGACCAGAUCCAUUUCCGAUUCUGUCGCGAGUGCUCCAACUUGCUCUACCCCAAGGAAGACCGCGUCACCAACCAGUUGAUGUUCACCUGCCGCACCUGCCACGUCGGCGAACCCGCCACCUCGUACUGUGUCUACCAGAACAAGCUCCACAGCCAAGUCGGAGACACGGCGGGUGUCACCCAGGAUGUGGGAUCUGAUCCGACGGUUUGUCUCCCUGGCUUCUGCACCCUCUGUGGUGACGAGAUUACCUGCUUUGAGUGUGGCUCGCUAGAAGGCGAGCCGGCUUCGGAAGAGGAGGAUACCAACAAGCUUUGCCCGAGUUGUGGUGAAAACGAAGCAGUCUUCUUCCAAUCGCAACAGCGAUCUGCGGAAACCGGAAUGAAACUCUACUAUGUCUGCUGCGCAUGCGGUAACGUCUUUAUGUGA
Molecule: messenger RNA, 474 nt
Organism: Penicillium alfredii
Lineage: Eukaryota; Fungi; Ascomycota; Eurotiomycetes; Eurotiales; Aspergillaceae
Product: DNA-directed RNA polymerase II core subunit RPB9
Exons: 4
Coding region: 1-474 (157 amino acids)
Biological process (GO): transcription-coupled nucleotide-excision repair; maintenance of transcriptional fidelity during transcription elongation by RNA polymerase II; DNA-templated transcription
Cellular component (GO): RNA polymerase II, core complex
Molecular function (GO): DNA-directed RNA polymerase activity; zinc ion binding; nucleic acid binding
Source: RefSeq, a predicted model, not a curated record